Messenger RNA from Daphnia carinata, 1946 nucleotides. RefSeq lists its product as uncharacterized. The transcript has 3 exons. Lineage: Eukaryota; Metazoa; Arthropoda; Branchiopoda; Diplostraca; Daphniidae. Gene Ontology annotation, biological process: IRE1-mediated unfolded protein response; protein phosphorylation; intrinsic apoptotic signaling pathway in response to endoplasmic reticulum stress. Gene Ontology annotation, cellular component: IRE1-TRAF2-ASK1 complex. The record is from RefSeq and is a predicted model, not a curated record. The coding region runs from base 68 to 1630 and encodes 520 amino acids. Gene Ontology annotation, molecular function: ATP binding; protein serine/threonine kinase activity; RNA endonuclease activity.
UGCACUAGAACUGUGUCUGUGUUCUGUGGCAGAACUUUUGGAUCGAAAGCUCAAAAAUAAAUUCCUGAUGAAUAAAGAAAUUCUCUCGGAUUUACCAGAGAAAGAAAUCCUGCGACAGGCAACGAGAGGACUCCAGUAUUUGCAUGAAAACAACUUUGUCCACCGAAACAUCAAGCCAAAUAACUUCCUUAUUAAGAAAUUGGAUUCGUCCGUGAACAGUGCAUGCCGAUAUGUGGUUAAAAUAACUGAUUUUCGUCUGACCAGAAGGCAUGACCCUGAGAACGAUAUUAAGCUAUCGGGAUCUGCUGCAUCAGAAGGAUGGGAAGCACCGGAAAGCGGGGAUAAGACAAAAGAUCUCAGCACAAAAUUGGAUGUCUUCAUUCUAGGUUGUUUCUAUCACUAUGUCCUAACCGCACGGACGGGCAACAACGAACCCAAACAUCCAUUUGGCAAUCACGGAGUGCGUCGGGACAACAUACGAGAUACUACGUAUUUCGUCUAUCAAAAAAACCAUGAGUUAGUUCUCAGCGAUCAGAACAAGAACGUAGUAAAGCUUAUCAAGUCGAUGUUGAAGUUCAACGAGGGUGAACGUCCAGAAUUAGAAGAAGUCCUUCGCAGUCCUUAUUACAACCCUUCCGAAGAUUAUAAGAUAGGUGAUAAGAAAUAUAAGAAACCUGGCCUUUGUGUUAUCUUUAACCAGCAGGUUUUUCAUGAUAAAACACAGAACCGCGGUGGGAGCGACAAGGACCGUGAUAAGUUAGAGAAGACGUUUAAAAAAUUGGGUUUCAAAAUUGAAAUUAUUGAAAAUAGUGCAUCGUUUGAUUUGAAAUCCGAUAUCAAGGAUCUGGCCAAAAGAGAUUGGAAGGAUUAUGGUUGCCUUGUUGUAUGUUUUUUAUCUCAUGGAAUCGAGAACGAGAUCAUGUGUUACGAUGGUCUUUACGUUAAUAUUAAUGAACUUAAGUACGAGUUCUCUUUGGCUAAGUGCCCCAAUCUGUACGGCAAACCAAAAAUAUUCAUCGUUCAGGCUUGUCAGGGGGAACUGAGUCAGAGCGAAACGGAUAUAGUUUAUCCUUCUCGCAAUUCGUCACACGCCGCUACGAAGCUGCUUUCCCACAUUUGUGAUACCGUUUUAUUUGCUCUCGGUAAAUGGCAAUCACCUUCCAUAGCCCAAUCGCCAAGAAUGGAAGUUAAUACUAACCGUGAAAGCGAGACACCACAAAAACUUACGAAGUAUCCUCCACUGAUGGAUUUCAUAACAAUCAAAGCAACUCUGGCCGGCUUCGAAGCCAACCGAUUAUACAAGAACGGUAAAGUGAGAGAGUAUUUGGGUAGUUCUUUUAUUCAAGCUCUCUGUGAGGCUUUGUGGGAAGCAUAUUUGAAUGAAAAACCCUCGUAUGCUGAUCUCGAAAGCGUAGUUAAAUGUGCCCAGGAUAAAGUAAAUGAAAAGUUAGAAAACGUAGAACCAAAGCAGCGGCAAACGCUGGAAUCGAUUGUAAGCCUGAAAAAAUACAUUCGAUUUCGCAAAUGUAAAACGGAAGACAUUGCCCAUGAAACUAGCAAGAUUGAUAGAAAGGAUGAAUAUCAUUUCAUCCAAAUGCCAGCAUUUCUUAAAGAUGGAGGUUCAGUUUAAAUUUGGCAUGUAAUGCCCAGUAGUAAAACAACAGGAGAUCCAAAUCGUUGUGAACUAAUCUUGCCUGUUUAAAUUGUUCUGCCAUUAUAAAAUUGCCAUCUGUAAUAUCUCUUGCUUUGUGCUAUCUAGCUUUGUCUAAUGAAUAUUUGGGGAAGAAAACUGGGAACAAGACAUCCAAUGUAUUCGCCCAUACUGCCUUUGCUUGAUAACUGUGGAGCUUCUGACCGAAUAAAGUGCAAUAAUUUGGAAAUACUUAGCGGAUAACCCUGAACAACGCACGAACUGGAUUGAAAUCCAAUUAUUAAUAAAGAAAACA